AUGGACAUCCGAAAUUUCUUCGGGGGCAAGUCAAGUCAAGACUCCAGCAAAGCUCCCGCGAAGCCCGCGGCCAAAAAAGAGGACCCCUCCGCCUCAAGAAAGCGACGUAGCAGGAAGGUUGUGGAUGAUAGCGACGAGGAAGAAGAUGUAGCACCUGCCAAACCAUCAACUACAAAAGCGAAGCCCAAGACUCAAUCAAAACCGCAAGAGAGUAAAGAAGAACCUACGACUUCCUCCGAUUAUUUCGCUUCCAGCAAGAAGAAGACACGUCCUACCAAAGCAGCUGAACAGGCGCUGUCAGAUAACACCAAGAGUGUUGCGGCAAGUCCCAAACCCAACAAGACUGCCGAAGAACCUGUGAAGAAAGGACGGACCGCUACUCGAGGACCGACAAAGCAAGCUGCCAAAAUCCUGGAAGAUGAAAAUCUCGGCGACGAUGAUAUUUUUGCAACUGAAUAUGGAAAAGCUGGCAAGGGAGACGACGCUUAUGUCGCUGAGGACGAUAGCGACGAGGAUAGUGACUUUGAAGUGCUGGAGGUAAAGCCAGUCGCUCCAGCAUCGAAGAAGACGCAAAAGAAAAAGCCCUCUCACGACGAGGACGACGACGUAGUCAUGGAAGAUCUUCCCAAGGUUCCUGCGGUGAAGGCCCGACCGGGUCGCAAACGCAAGUCGGAAGCUCUUAUCGACGAAGAAGAAGAUGGUGACUACCAUGAACCCAAAAAGGAAACCAAAAAAGCAGCCCCAAAGGCAAAGCCCUCAGCACCACCAGCCGCAAAGAAGCAAAAGGCUAGCCCUUCAAAGACCAAGAAGGACGACAAGCCAGAAAGCAAAGAGCUCCAGGAUAUCUUCGAUAGCAUCCCCACGGUUGAAGCCCCAGAACCUCCUCAGGGAGAGCCAAAGAAGUUCAAGUUUGGAGCACAAGCAAGCCGUGAUCCGGGAAUGACUGGAACUAAGGAACUGCCCGUUGGUGAAGAAAACUGCCUUGCUGGGUUGUCCUUUGUCUUCACGGGUGUUUUAGAAUCUCUAGGUCGCGAUGAGGGCGCGCAAUUGGUGAAGAAGUACGGUGGCAAAGUCGUGGGGGCUCCUAGCUCCAAGACAAGCUUUGUUGUCCUUGGCGAGGAUGCCGGUCCAAAGAAGCUUGAGACCAUCGCAAAGCACAAGAUCAAGACCAUCAACGAAGACGGUCUUUUCGAAUUGAUUCGACGGCUGCCUGCCAACGGAGGCGAUGGAAAGGCCGCCGAAAAAUAUGCCGAGAAACAGAGAGCCGAUGAGGCCAAAGUCCGUGCGAUGGCCGCCGAGAUCGAUGCAGAAGAGAAAAAACGAGAAGAGCAAAAGCGAAAGACAGCCGCAACUUCUCAAGGACCCAAGGCAACCGCCACCGCCUCUCAAACACCCCCUAUCUCACAGCCAGUUUCAUCUGGGGAGCUUUGGACCACAAAGUAUGCCCCAACGUCCAUUGCUAUGAUCUGUGGUAAUAAGCUUGCGGUGGAGAAGAUCCAAAACUGGCUGCGCAAUUGGUACAACAACGCUAAAGCUGAUUUCAAAAAGGGUGGUAAGGAUGGCUCCGGUACAUAUCGCGCUGUCAUGAUUCACGGCCCCCCUGGGAUUGGCAAAACCACAGCGGCCCAUCUUGUGGCAAAGCUGGAAGGGUUUGAUAUCGUAGAGACCAAUGCCAGUGACACCAGAAGCAAGAAGCUUGUUGAGAACUCUACUCUGGGUGUGCUAGAUACAACAUCGCUGCAAGGAUAUUUCGCCGGGCAAGGCAAGCAAGUUGAGGGUGAGAAGAAAAAACUUGUCCUGAUCAUGGACGAGGUUGAUGGAAUGUCUGCCGGUGACCGUGGAGGCGUGGGAGCCGUCGCCGCCAUCGUCAAAAAGACCAAGAUCCCAAUUAUUCUUGUCUGCAAUGAGCGAAGACUUCCCAAGAUGAAACCCUUCGACUUCAUUACCUAUGACGUACCAUUCAGACGCCCUACUGCUGAGCAGAUUCGGGCAAGACUGUCCACCAUUUGCUUCCGAGAAGGUCUCAAAAUCCCGCCUGCUGUUCUCGACGGGCUCAUUGAGGGCACCCAUGCCGACAUCCGCCAGGUCAUCAACAUGCUGUCCACCGCGAGACUAGACCAAAAGACCCUUAAUUACGAAGAAGGCAAACAAAUGUCGAAGGCAUGGGAGAAGCAUAUUAUUCUCAAACCAUGGGAUAUCGUCAGCAAAGUUCUCAGCGCCCAGAUGUUCUCCCCGAGUUCCACCUCCACCCUGAACGAUAAGAUCGAGCUCUAUUUCAACGACCAUGAGUUCAGUUACUUGAUGCUUCAGGAAAACUAUCUUAAAACCAAGCCUGCCCUUGCCGGCAAAUACCAUGGCAAGGAACAGCAACUGAAGGCGCUUGAGCUACUAGACAAUGCCGCCUCGAGUAUUAGCGAUGGUGAUCUUGUUGACCGCAUGAUCCACGGCACCCAACAGCAGUGGAGUCUAAUGCCCACCCAUGCGGUCUUCAGUUUUGUGCGGCCAGCUAGCUUCCAAUUUGGAAACUUCAACGAGCGGCCUGCAUUCACCAGCUGGCUGGGUAACAACAGCAAACAUGGCAAACUGUCCCGAUUCGUCAAAGAGAUUCAGGGCCAUAUGCGUCUUCGUACCACAGGUAACCGGGAUGAGAUUCGUCAACAAUAUAUGCCUCUGCUUCAGGAGAAGAUUAUUCGUCGAAUGGUGAACGAAGGCAAGGAAAGCGUUGACUCGGUCAUUGAUUUCAUGGACGACUACUAUCUCACCCGGGAGGACUUCGAUGCUAUAAUGGAACUCGGACUAGGCCCCAUGGAUGAGUCGAAGAACAAACUGGAGACGCAGACCAAGGCCACAUUCACCCGUCUGUAUAACUCUCGCUCGCACCCCAUGCCAUUCAUGAAAGCCAGCAGCGUCGUGGCGCCCAAGAAGGACCCCAAGGACAAGCCUGAUAUCGAGGACGCCAUCGAUGAAUCUGAUGGAGAGGAGGUUGUCGAAGAGAUCAAGGAUGAUGCGGAAGAAGAACUUGAUCUCAAGAAGGACAAGUAUGUGAGCUUACCGAAGAAAAAGAAGGCGCCGGCCAAGGGCAAAAAGACCAAGAAGGCGGCCGAUGAUGUGGAUGACGACGAAAAGCCGAAAAAGGCCCGCAAAGGUAAGGCCAAGGCUUGA
This is a messenger RNA of Penicillium paradoxum, 3162 nucleotides long. Its product is annotated as replication factor C subunit 1. The transcript is spliced from 5 exons. Bases 1 to 3162 code for a protein of 1053 amino acids. Gene Ontology annotation, molecular function: DNA clamp loader activity; ATP hydrolysis activity; DNA binding. The record is from RefSeq and is a predicted model, not a curated record. Gene Ontology annotation, biological process: DNA repair; DNA replication. Gene Ontology annotation, cellular component: DNA replication factor C complex; nucleus. Lineage: Eukaryota; Fungi; Ascomycota; Eurotiomycetes; Eurotiales; Aspergillaceae.